Messenger RNA from Triticum turgidum subsp. durum (durum wheat), 432 nucleotides. The record is from the annotation of a GenBank genome assembly. NCBI's taxonomy places the organism in Eukaryota, Viridiplantae, Streptophyta, Magnoliopsida, Poales, Poaceae.
AUGGUGAGGAAGAGGAAGGAGCUGCUGUCGUCGGCGCCAUGGCGGACGGGGGAGGCGGAGGAGGACGACGAGGCGUCCAGGAUGAGCCGCGAGGGGAAGGUCACCGUCACCAGCAACCCCGGUGAGACGCCCACCAUGAACAUGCCACGCAGCAAGCGCCCGGACCUCGACCUCGCCGUCGACGACUUCGAGGAGGACGAGAUCGACCCCGAGCUGCGCUACUCCUUCCAGCGCAACAGCAGGUUUCUGCGGAGAGUUUUCACGGUGGAUACACUUGUCAAGCCUCUUCCUCCUGUGAUGGCAUACAGUGUCUCCCGUAAUGUGAACUUUUUCUUCAAGAUCUUCACACAGUUCUGGGAUGAAGAAGGAAUUGCCAAUGCACAGAGAUCCCUUGGACUGGGAAGUGAGGAUAGCUCCCGGCGGUUUCGCUGA